GUUGCAAUGUACCGAUAUGGUUCAAUCAAAUUUGUUGUCCUGCACGAUUGAGUAGCUGAUCUUCGGCAGCACCGAGAUUGGGAUACGAGACUAGAUGUGGGGCUUGAGUGCGCUCUUGUGAUUUCUUGCUUCUUUGGGCUGAGGGAUUGUCGGACGCUGCGCUGGAUAUGCUGGGUACUCGUAUUGUUCCGCGGAGCGGGGUGGGGAUUGGGGAGAGUUUAAAGAGGGGGAGGAAUCCAUCUGAAUCGAGUUUCGCUUUUUGCGAUACCGAUAGCUUCCAGCAGCUUUCCUUAAAGCAUUGCAUUCAUUAUGUUCUACCAGUCUCUCUUACAGUCUUUACUCUUCUCCCCCUUCCUCCCCUUCCUCCUCCUAUCAUCCCCUGCAGUAACCACUGCCGAAAAACUCGAUGAGGCAGCUUUCAAGCUCAAAGAGUCCGGGUACAAUUCCCACAUAGCCACCCUCUCCCAGCUCCUUCCUGGGGCCAGUGUCCUCGAUGUUCUCGCCGCAACGAACCACGACAUGGUGGCCGAGGAGGUGCAUGCAGUCGGUAUGAGCUACAAAGCCACGCGCUGGGAGAACUCUGCCUCCUUCAACGACUUCGGCACGACCUCCUGGUACCCGCAAGGCGUAAGCACCUCCGCCGAUGCGUACGAUGUCGGCACGUACGAAGGCAAGCGUGUAACACUGGUAAGCUGGUACGAUAAUCGCGAUGUCCCCGCCGCGGAGAAUAAGGGCGUUCGGAUCGCCUUUGUGGAUAGGGAUAAGAGCCCUGAUGCCUACCGCUACGUGCUGCUUGUGGAGCCGUAUUUGAAUGCCGGGACGGCGGAUUUUAGGGCUGUGAAUGUACAUGCGGGGGGUAUCGCCUGGUACGGGAACUCGUUGUAUAUCGUCGAUACGAAUAAGGGCUUUAGGGUGUUUGAUCUUACGCAGAUUUGGAAGGUUGAGACGGGCGAUGGGAUCGGAAGGAAAUCUAGUGGGGGGUUCUCAGCCGCGAAUUAUGCUUAUGUUUUGCCGCAGAGCCGAACCUACACCCAAACCAACCCCCCCACCCCAAGCGUUCGCUUCUCCUUCGUUUCUCUGGACCGCACAACAACACCGGACAGCCUCCUCGUCGGUGAGUACCAACCCGCCUCAGACACUGGACCCCGCCGCUUCAUCCGCUGGAGCAUCGACUACACCAACCGCCAAUUAAUCACCGACUCUGCCGGCGUCGCCACCGCCACUUGGGCGUAUGAAGUCAACAUCGACCGCAUGCAGGGUGUCAACUCCGUCAACGGCAAGUUCUACAUCUCCAGGAGCAAUGGCAGGUCGAAUGGUGAUUUCAUUUCUUGGGUUCCUGGAAGCACUGCUAAAAUUGCCGCUAAUGCGGUGCCGGAGGGGCCGGAGGAUCUGAGUUAUGACAAAACCACUGGGCUAAUGUACACCGUUACCGAGGCUGUUAAUGGGAGGUAUAUUUUGCCGUUUGAUCCCAAGAUUUUGCCGUAGAUUGUGGGUUUGUGAGGUGGUAGAUGGGCGAUGUACGAUAUUAUGUGUUGGAUUAAUGAUACGGGAAUUGAUAUUGUAA
This is a messenger RNA of Tuber melanosporum (Perigord truffle), 1564 nucleotides long. RefSeq lists its product as uncharacterized. The transcript is spliced from 2 exons. The coding region runs from base 310 to 1485 and encodes 391 amino acids. Lineage: Eukaryota; Fungi; Ascomycota; Pezizomycetes; Pezizales; Tuberaceae. The record is from RefSeq and is a predicted model, not a curated record.